Molecule: messenger RNA, 861 nt
Organism: Capsella rubella
Lineage: Eukaryota; Viridiplantae; Streptophyta; Magnoliopsida; Brassicales; Brassicaceae
Exons: 2
Coding region: 1-861 (286 amino acids)
Source: RefSeq, a predicted model, not a curated record
AUGGCUGACAAAAUUAGGCGACAAAUGCAAGAAAUCGCUCUGGGUAUUGAAGAUGAAAAGAUUAAUCUCCCGAUUGAUCUCUGUGAAGAAGCGAUACAAGCAACACGAUUUAGUUUAAUCGUUAAACCAGUCAACCCAAGGAAGCAGAAUUUGCGGGCAAUGUUGGGAAGUUUGCCUCGUCUGUGGGGCGUUAAUGAUGAAGUUUCGGGCCGGAUUCUAGAAAAUAAGCGCGUCCAAUUCCUGUUUCCAUCUGAGGAAUCCAUGGCUGCAAUUGUUCGUCGAGGACCAUGGUCUUUUAACGAUUGGAUGUGUGUCACUGAACGGUGGACACCAACCCAGACGGAGGAAGAUUUGAAGACCAUUCCUUUUUGGGUACAGAUCCGUGGGAUUCCUGUCAAUUAUCUCACACUCCGUCUCAUCAGUUUCAUUGGCGACUCACUGGGUCGCUUUUUGGAAACCGACUUCGGUGGUGACGGAGCGACAUGUGUCCUGAAGUUUCGCUACGAGAAACUUCGGAAUUUCUGCGCUAUUUGUGGUCUUAUGACACAUGAUGUUGUUGACUGCCCCUCUGGUCACAACCCUCCUCCUCCUCCAGCGGAUGACGACGACGAUGAUCCUGAUUACAAUCCCGACGGCACUGAUGUUAACAGACAGGAUACGCCAGAAGAACGACCAAUUCAGCAACCACAGGCCACAACUGAGAAGGAGACAACACCAACCGCUUCAAAGAAGAGGAAGACGGAAACAGCGACAACCUCUGAGUAUAUGGCUUUCCCGUUGGUCUGCUGCGAUACACGACACACUUUUUCAACAGAGGAUACUCAACAAUGUUUCUCUAAGCGUAAUCGCCGGCAAUCAUAA